UCAAUAGUUAAAAAGUGCCCGACAAUAUAAAGUAGUUAAAAACCGUUUCAUAAAUGAGGAAAACUCAUCAUUGUACAUUAGAAAAUGACGAGAAAGAGUUACAAAGACUCCCAAAAUUUGCGACGUUUCGAGAAAAAUUUAUCAGACGCCACCAAUUAAGUAUUUUAAUGUCUUUUAACCAUCCCUUAGCACGUUUAUACUAUCGAACAUACAGCGCUAUUCGUGUCGCUCGAAUCGAACAUAUAAACUCAGAGCACUGGUAUAUCAUCCAUCCUUUUAGUAAAUUCAGAAAACAUUGGGAGUUAUUUAUGUCAAUAGUUAUGACAUUUCUUUUAAUUGUAACACCUUUAAACGUGGCAUUCGGUAGUAUAAGGUUACUUUGUACGACAAUAUUCUGUAAUAUAAUUUGUAUGAUCGAUUUUGGAAUGAGAUUUUUUACCGGAUACACAAUUGAUCACUUAAAAGCGGUCGUCCUAGACCCUAAGAUGAUAAGACGUCAUUAUUUAAAAAGUUUGGAUUUUUAUUUGGAAAGUAUUUCAACUUUUCCAUUUCUUCUGUUUGCUAUGUUGGGUUGUUUGCUUGAUAAGGAAAAUACUUAUCCUACAUACAUAUCCACUUUAUUUCUAUUAAAAAUGUUAAGAUUGAAAAGUUUAUUGGUUUAUUCUGGACAUGUUUUUGAGAAUUUUUAUAUUGUUCAUCGAUGGUACUUAGUGCACUUAAAAUUUUUUAUUACUUUUGUUGUAACGUUACAUUGGUUUGGAUGUUUUAUUCCAAUCACGACUCGUUACACUGUGUUGUUUACAAAAUAUGAACCGACUUGUAAAAAUUGGGGUGUUGCUAAAAUUGAUAUUCAGCCUAACAACGAAACCGACAUUGAAAUUUAUUAUGAAUCACUUUACACCGCUGCAAGAUACCUUUUUUGUAUUACAAGCAACAAUCAUCGAAUUAAUGCUUUACAUCAUAUUUUCACAUAUAUUCUUACAAGUUUAAUUGGUUACUUCUUUUGGUGUUUUGCGUUAGUUCUUUUCAUCCAAACUUUGUUUCGAAUAGACAACGCCGACAUUCGUUAUGAAUCCGUUAUGAAUCAAUUAAACAAAUACAUGAGACACAAACAGAUUCCAUUAAAAAUGCAACAAAAACUCGUCGAUUAUUAUGAGUUUAGCCUCGGAAAAUCUUAUUGUCGAGAAGCCACAGUUAUCACUUUAUUAUCAAAACGCCUUCAACAUGAAGUAGUAAUGCACGCAACGACAAUGAUGGCAAAAAACGUCACGUUUUUAAGAGAACUACCCGAUGAUAUAAUGUCAAACAUUAUAGCAAAUAUGAAGUUGGAAGUUUUUCUUCCAGGCGAUCAAAUUAUGACGGCCGGAGCUCCAGCCACGGGAAUGUACUUUAUUAACACAGGAACAGUAUGCGUUUAUAGCGCGUCUGGAAGAGAAAUAUGCCAUCUAGAGGAUGGAAGUUAUUUUGGUGAGGUCGGAUUAAUCACUCAAGAGAAAACCAAUAUCGCCAAUGUGGUGGCUUUGGAAAUAACAGAGGUUUAUCGAUUGGAUAAGAACGAUUUUUAUCAACAGAUUAAAGAAAAUUUACCCGAAUUGUACCGAAAAAUGGAAAGUAAAGCUGAGAGAAGGAGAGAAAACACCAAGGUUAUGGAAGAAAUUCAUCGAAAACAACAAUUAGAAGCUACAAUGAGAGUUCAGUUACAAUGAAAUUACUUAAUUUAAAGUACUUUUAUUUCAAAUUAAAUUAAUUGCUAAAUAAAAUCAAUUAUUUUAA
Onthophagus taurus is the source of this 1773-nucleotide messenger RNA. RefSeq names its product potassium/sodium hyperpolarization-activated cyclic nucleotide-gated channel 1-like. Gene Ontology annotation, biological process: regulation of membrane depolarization; sodium ion transmembrane transport; potassium ion transmembrane transport. Gene Ontology annotation, cellular component: HCN channel complex. NCBI's taxonomy places the organism in Eukaryota, Metazoa, Arthropoda, Insecta, Coleoptera, Scarabaeidae. The record is from RefSeq and is a predicted model, not a curated record. Gene Ontology annotation, molecular function: voltage-gated potassium channel activity.